Molecule: messenger RNA, 852 nt
Organism: Gadus macrocephalus (Pacific cod)
Lineage: Eukaryota; Metazoa; Chordata; Actinopteri; Gadiformes; Gadidae
Product: regulator of G-protein signaling 3-like
Exons: 8
Coding region: 271-852 (193 amino acids)
Biological process (GO): signal transduction
Cellular component (GO): nucleus; plasma membrane
Source: RefSeq, a predicted model, not a curated record
CACACACACACACACACACACACACACACACACACACACACACACACACACACACACACACGCACGCACGCACGCACACACACCACACACACACACACACACACACACACACACACACACACACACACACACACACACACACACACACAUUCACACACACACAAAAACGCACACACAGCAUCAGGUUUCACACCUCUAUACCUGUGGCUUCCCUAGUAUCUAACGCGUUAUCUGUCCUAUGGUGGUGGUUGUACCUGUCGCUGGUCAGGGAUGUCCUGCCACAGAGUUCACCUGCGGAAGCCCCCCUGCAGCCCCCCCGGACCCUCCUCAUUAUCCUCCUUCUUCGUCCACACUCACGGUCAGCUAAAGUUGUCUGUUAUCCCAGAAGAUGGACUGCUUAAUGUAUGUGUGCUUGAGGCCAGAGACGUAGCAGGUGCGAGCGAUUUGCCUUGUGAUUCUUACGUAAAGGUGGGCCUGGUUCCUGACAGUGGCCCUGGGAACAGACUGAAGACCAACAUGGUCCACUCCUGUAAAAACCCCAUCUUCCUACAAACCUUCUCCUUUGUUGUCAGUGACAAUGAGCUUCAAAAGAGACUGCUCGUGACCAUGUGGGACUCAGACCUCCAUACAAGAACCAGUCAACUGCUCGGUUGUAUGAGCUUUGGGGUGCGUUCCAUCAUGGCCCAAGACAAGGAGGUGAAGGGCUGGUACUUCCUCCUGAGUGAGGGGCUGGGAAGGAGCAAACACCUGGAGGUCCCACCACACCACCACCGGUACCACCACAAAGUCUCCUGUACUGGUGAGUAUCACCCACAAGGAUGCUACUCGGUGCCAUCCAUGAGGGCAGCCUAG